AAGCAAGAAUUAUUAGAUAGCAUUAAUAAUGAGUUGGAAAGUGACAAAAUAAAUAAUAGAAGUAAAAAUAAAAUGGCAGAUGAAAUAGUAGAUGAAAUAGUUGAUGACAUAGUAAAUAAAAUGAUGGAUAAAAGAGUAAAUAAACAGAUAGAUAAAAUAGAAAUAAAAGAGUAA
This is a messenger RNA of Racocetra fulgida, 174 nucleotides long. NCBI's taxonomy places the organism in Eukaryota, Fungi, Glomeromycota, Glomeromycetes, Diversisporales, Gigasporaceae. The record is from the annotation of a GenBank genome assembly.